AUGAUCCAUAGCUUAAAUGUGAAGAUGGAUUUCGAACUAAAAAUAAGGAGCGAGAUAACAAGGCGUGUCAAACCACGUUACUCGGACAGUCCAAUGUCUGGUGUCUUAGUCAAAGAGUUUCAUCUCGAAGAAGGCGCACCCACGUUCUUGAGGGAAAUACACUUCAGUAAUUAUUACACCGGCCGAAUAACAGGGAAGGUGUGCUACCAAGACGACACAGACGAUAAACCCACAUGGCUAAACCUGUUUCGGGUACAACCAAUGCUGAAUUUUCACGUUUCCGACGGAGCGUGUGCGAAAAUAAAAAUCUCCAUGCCACUCAACUUCGAUACAUCCGUCAAUCGUCAUAGAUUGCAUCGAGUGUGCUUGCUUCUGCAACAGCCAUCACCGAUUUGGAAGGAAUUUUCUGUACGAGAGGUUAAGUUUUAUUCGGAAUAUGUUACCAAUACAGGUUCCAAUCAACUGGUGAACGAGGUAAAAUGCAUAAAUGAUGACAUCAAUGAGACACGCGAUGAUGAGUUCGACAGUGAAUUGCAAGGACAGAACACAACGGGUGGAAGCCAAUGUGAAAACAACUUGGCAGAAUUGGUUUCAAAGUGUUAUCUAAGUGAUGAAACUGAGAACGAGCUCAAAGUCGCGACGAAAUAAUCGAAAUCGUGAAACUGAGUCCGGAGUCCGUAAACAUACUAUACGGGGGAAUUAAAGAAGAGGCCGGUUCGUGGAUGAAGUGAACGGGGAACUGAGACGUCGGUACGAAAGGAAUCCAAGUAUUCCUCGUGAGAAAAUGUCUGCUACUAUGCACAGCGCCCUAUGAUAUUUGAUCUUUCUAUUCAAUUACAAACAGUAAUGGUUUAAAUACAGUUGAAAAUGCUCAGUUAUAGAA
Molecule: messenger RNA, 883 nt
Organism: Dicrocoelium dendriticum
Lineage: Eukaryota; Metazoa; Platyhelminthes; Trematoda; Plagiorchiida; Dicrocoeliidae
Source: the annotation of a GenBank genome assembly